AUGUCCAAGCAUUUGCAAAAGUUGAAUCACGAGUUCUCGAGGAAGUCAGAGAAAGGUUACAAUGGGUUGGACGGGAGCAGAAAAGAAUUCAAUCUAGAUACCAUUGGAAGUGGCACUAAAAAUCAGGGCAUCUGGCAUAAUGGUAAUGGUUCUAUGAAGAAAAGACUGAAUGCCCGUGGGUAUAGAGAAUGGAUGAGCUCACGUGCAAGUCAAGCUAGGAUGUCAAAUAUACUUGGAAAGAGGGAUUGGAUACCUCAAACUGGAAGUGGUUCUACUAGAGCGAAUGCUUCCGAUGAUAUUGAGAAGUUGCCUGCUGAAAAUUGCUCAUCCUGCUCUAAAAAGAGACGAAGGUUAGAUUUUGAUACAGAACAGCAGGAUUGCUUUUGUAGUGCAAAACCUGGCCAUGGCUUGGAUGGAUUCUCACUUCCUAAGGAUGGAAGGGAAUCUAUGUCCAGAAUCAAUAUGGAACCUGCCAAAGAGGACAUUUAUGAUGCAUGGGGCGAGGAAUCCCAUUUAGAAGUUAAAACUGAUGGUGAACAUAAUGCAUGUGCCGUUUGCAUGCUUGGGGGAGAACUCUUGUGCUGUAAAGGAAAUGGCUGCCGAAGGAAAUACCACCUUUCUUGUCUUGAUCCUCCCUUUAAUAAUGUUCCUCCUGGAGUUUGGCACUGUAUGUGUUGUGUCAAAAAGAAGAUAGAGUUCGGUGUUCAUUCUGUAUCUAAAGGAUUGGAGUCCGUCUGGGACAUUAGAGAUGCUGUUUUAGAUGAUGAAGAAAUGCCGAGGCGAAAGGAAUAUUUGGUGAAGUAUCAAGGUCUUUCGCAUGUUUACAAUCAAUGGAUUCCAGAAAAGAAUCUGCUCCUUGAAGCUCGAAUGCUUGCUGCAAAGUUAAAUAAUAAAAAUAAGAUAAUAAGGUGGAAAAUGGAAUGGGCUGUGCCACAGCGUUUGCUUGAGAAACGACCAUUAUCAUUAGGAAAAUGUAAGGAUGGGUACUGUCAUGGGCACAGCGAGAUUAAUUCAGAUUGCUGUUACGAGUGGCUGGUGAAAUGGACUGGUCUUGAUUAUGAUCAAGCUACAUGGGAGUUGGAGAAUGCUUCGUUUCUAAUAUCACCUGAAGCUUUGAAGCUCAAGAGGGAUUAUGAAAUUCACCAUGGGGGGACAGAAACUGUUGGAUGUGUUGGUGCCUACCACCCAUUCGGGAGUGUUGCAACUUUAGGGUUUAUCUUUCUGAGGCUUUUCAUUACUGCUUCUGCAUCAUCAAACUUCUCUGCAGAACAAACUUCUGAUUUUUCUAGGUCAUCAGAGUUGUCAUCUGAAUGUUCACCUGGAGCAUAUAGUCACUAUCAAUGUUAUGUCUCUAAACAUCUUGAGCAUUGGAGCAAAGGUCAGAAUGCCAUUGUUGUUGAUGACCACGGAGAUCAGGAAAGGGUUGCGAAGCUGAUCUUAUUCAUGGUGUCUUUGCAACGUGUUAUUCUGAAGCCUUUUCUCAUAAUCACCAGUCUCGAUGUUCUUGCUGUAUGGGAAUCCGAGUUCUUACAUGUGGCUCCAUCUGCCAAUCUUGUGGUUUAUAAGGGGAACAAAGGUAUCCGCAGAAGCAUCAGAUCAUUGGAAUUCUACAAUGAAGCUGGUCAAAUAAUGUUCCAAGUUUUAUUAUCCUCUUCCAGCAUUGUUGUUGAGGAUUUGGAAGAGCUAAAAUGCAUACAGUGGGAAGCAAUAAUUAUAGAUGAUUGCCAACGAUUUUGUGUCUCUAGACAUUUCGAAGAAUUUAAGAUACUUGUUGCUGAUACAAGGCUGCUUCUUGUUAGCACUCAAAUCAAGGAUUGUUCAACUGACUAUCUGAAUCUGCUUUCCCUCCUUGAUUCUGGACCAUAUCAGCUAAGUGGUGACCCAGAAAUUUAUUCUUCUACUCAUAUAAACAAAUUAAAGGAAAGAUUGGCAUCCUACAUAGUGUAUGAAUGCAAGUCAGGCCCCUUUAGGUUUGAAGAGUAUUGGGUGCCUGUUCGGCUUUCUAAUGUUCAACUUGAACUGUAUUGUGCUAAGCUGCUUUCAAACUCAACGUUGCUUUGCUCAUCCUUGAACGGUGAUCGAGCUGAUGUCCUUCGUGAAAUUAUGAUUUCUACCCGGAAGUGUUGUGACCACCCUUAUCUCCUGGAUCAAUGUUUGCGAACCAAUGUCAGAAAAGACUUUGCUGCCGAAGAAUGUUUAGAUGCUGAGAUACAAGUGAGUGGAAAACUGCUUCUACUUGACAAAAUUCUUCUGGAGGUUAAGGAUCGGGGUCUCAGAGCUUUAAUAAUGUUUCAGUCAAUUGGUGGCUCUGGUAGAGAUUCAGUUGGAGACAUCUUGGAAGAUUAUGUUCGGCAAAGAUUUGAUAGAGAUUGUUAUGUGCGGAUUGAUGGUGGAGUAUACGCCCGUGGAAAGAAGCAAGCUGCACUGACCAUGUUUAAUGAAAAAAUAUAUUCCGUUUGUAUUCAUGUUGUACCAAUCGAAGAAAAGGUUCUGAUUCUUGCAAAAGAAAGUCCAACUUUAGAUAAUUCCAUAAAUUCUAUGAACCGGAAUGCUUCUGCACUGCUGAGCUGGGGUGCGUCUUACCUAUUCAAUAAACUUCAUGACUUCCAUGAAUGCAAAAACUCGUUACCUGGAUCCAACAUGUUUUCUGAAGAGUCAUUUUUGGAUGAUGUACUCUGUGAGUUGACAGCCCAAUUGCCUUCAAGUACCAAAAAAAGCAACCCUGGCAGCUACUUUUUCCUUUCAAAAGUAGAAAAUAACGGAGCCUACGAGAAAAAUAUUUUGCUAGUUGGUGAAAAAGAAACAAGUUUAAUGGACUCUGAGUCCGAACCAUCUUUUUUCUGGGAAAAACUUCUCAAAGGCAUGCUUCCUCGUUGGCAUUUUCUUUCAGAGUCAUCUCAAAGAAUCCGAAGACCCGUUCAGUAUGUUGAUAACUUGCUAGAGGAAUCUAGAUUUGGAAAUGUGGUAAAGAAGAGCUGGAAGGUGAGAAACAAUCAAAUUGAUCCUAUAUAUUUGAAAUCAACGUGGAAGCGCAAAAGAGAGCUACUUGGUGCAGACAAGAAAUGCAAAGUGGCUGAUAGAAAGGGUGCCUCAAAUCAGGUGAAUGGUUCUCCAGCCAUGCAAUCUGCAGCAGAUGGCAUUACCAGAGUACCUGAAGUGGGGAUGGUUGAAUCUGCAAAGCAGAAUAAAUUGCCUAGUCUAUUGAAGAACACUGAUUCUUUGUUGAAGCAAGAGAUAAAACAGCUUUGUGACAUUCUAGAAUUUCCAGAGAAUGUCAAGGAUGCCGCUAUGAUGUUCCUUGUCUUCAUAAUGAAAGAUUACAAUGUCAGUUGGGAGACUGAAUCUACAUUGCAAGCCUUCCAGAUAUCACUGUUUGACUGCAAGGAAGAUGAGGCAAACCACAUUUUCUCCGAACUACAUGGUUUUAAGAAAGCAUUUGACUUACAUUUAGAGAAUGCAGAGAUUGUUAAAUCCAAUCAUGCAGAAAAUUUGAGAGGGAUGCUGACGAUGUCUAAACAUGCAAAGAAUAUUAAGUCAACCACAUCUGACCUGCGAGAUUUGGAAGAGGCUGAGUUGCCUGGGGGUGUUCAUGGCCAGAGUAAUUUAAACCAGUUGAUGGAUUUGGAAGACGGAGAGAUACCAAUGACCUCAAAUGAUGUAAAGUUUUCAAAGUCAACCAUGACUGACCAGCAAAAUUUGGAAGAGGGGGAGUUACCUGUGGACUUUUCAGAUCAACUGAUAGAGUUGGAGGAGGGGGAAAUACCACUGAGCUCAGAUCAUCUAAGCAGUUCCAGAUCAACCACAUUGGACCAGCAAGAUUUGGAAGAGAGAGAAAUAGCAACUGGCUCUCUGAACCAGCAUCUAUCAGAUAAAUUGGAAGAUUUGGAAGAGGGAGAAAUUCCAAGUGGCUUACAGAGUAUGAAUCUUGUAGAUCAACGUGAACGUGUGGCUAUGACACAGAAACAUUGCUCUGGGAUAUUAGAUAAUCCUAUCAAGGAUAAAAUGGAUGAUUCCAAUUAUCAAAUGAAAUUACAUGAGGAAAAUUUCAUGAGUUCCCAGGCCGCAACAAGUUUUGUUGAGGAGCAACAUAUGAUCAAUAAGAUAGUAUUAGAGAAAAUAACUGAGAAACCGGACUCUGAGUUAAAUGUAGAUGAAACACAGUCUAGUGACAUAGCCAUAGUUCAUGAUGAUUCCCAAAAUGGUACUCCUGAGACUAUACCUUCCUUAUCAAUUCAGAACCAAUGUGAUACUGUACCAGCUAUGCCAUUGAAGGUUUUUGACAUUUCUAUUAACAAAAAGGAAAUCCACACUUCACCUAUUGGAGCUGUAACUAUCAACAUAGAUUCUGAUACAGAGAGUGAUGGAGUGGAGGCAAUUGUCUCAGAAAAUGUACCAGCCACAUGCUGCAAGCAGAAUGUAGUUAAUAAUUCCGCUUAUGGUGCCCCUAUAUCGUCUCCGAUUGAAAAUCAGAGUACUGCUAGAAAUGUGCAGAUGAUUGGCUCUGUAAUGCAACGUUCUGAAGUUUCUGAAACUCAGCUACAGGAAGUGAUCUUGGUUGAUGAUGUCUCAGGGAAUGCUGCUUAUGACAUGCCUACCCAAAAAGAUUCUCUGAAUUUGGUAAGAGCAGAUGCAUCAGACGUUGACCAAAGUGGUAGAGCAGUCCCUUUCAUUUGUGAAGAGUCCCCUAAUAUGGAGUGUAACAGGACCAGCUCAUCCUUGGCACAGCAAGAUACUAUAACGGUCCAGGGAAAUUCAUUUCCUGUGCAACAGCUGCCAGUUUCCACAGUUCUAUCCAUUGCUCAACACAGUUUACGUGGCUUAGAGAUUCCGUGUUAUCAAAAUGGUGGAAGACAUGCCUCCAGUACAGAAGCUCAAGUUUCACCAUUGUCAGAAGCCCGAGUGGAAUUAUUUAACCCUGAUGUCAGAGAUUUGAGACUGCAACCUUUGCCCAGCAUGUAUGUGGAAGGAAAUGAAACUCAUGUUCAGGACCUAAGAAAAAAUGAUUUUCUGGAUUUUAGGAGUGCGGCUACUGUUUCAGGAUCUUUGAGCAAUCACCCUCUUCUUGAUAACCCUGUGACACCUGAGUUCCCUCAGCCGGCUUGUACAGAUUCGCUUCAAGCUGAAAUGCUAAAGAUUGUAAAGGAUGAUCUGGAUGACUUGGGGAGACACGGAGAUCUGAUAUUGCGUAUCAAAUCUCAGCGUGAGAAAGAACUAGAAGAGGUAAGCAAGAAGUAUGGCAUGUUACUACAAGAUACUGAGAGAAUAGCCCUGCAAAACAGGAAGGAUCGGCUGACAAAUCUCAACAAAGUUUAUGCAAAUAAGUUACUGGCUGAGGCUGUAUCAAUGAGCUUUAGACAAGGUAUUCAUAUUGGAAGUAUGUUUUCAUUUUUGCAUGUGUUUGUUCUGUUUGAAGAUCAGCACAUGCUAGACACCCUUGCAACAAAGUAA
Molecule: messenger RNA, 5448 nt
Organism: Dovyalis caffra
Lineage: Eukaryota; Viridiplantae; Streptophyta; Magnoliopsida; Malpighiales; Salicaceae
Source: the annotation of a GenBank genome assembly